Molecule: messenger RNA, 12828 nt
Organism: Syngnathus typhle (broad-nosed pipefish)
Lineage: Eukaryota; Metazoa; Chordata; Actinopteri; Syngnathiformes; Syngnathidae
Gene: mecp2
Product: methyl CpG binding protein 2
Exons: 6
Coding region: 122-2674 (850 amino acids)
Biological process (GO): negative regulation of transcription by RNA polymerase II
Cellular component (GO): nucleus; heterochromatin
Molecular function (GO): chromatin binding; methyl-CpG binding; double-stranded methylated DNA binding
Source: RefSeq, a predicted model, not a curated record
UGAACAUCUCGCGAUGUUGCCUAAGUGACGAUGGUUGGAAAAAAGAGUUGGAGGGGGCGGGGUGCAGCAGAGAUGUUCUGAGGCUUUUUUUUUUUAUAUAUAAUUAUUUAUUUAAAUAAAAAUGGCUGCCGUGGAGAGCGAGGAGGAGACAAUAAAGGAGGAACCAGAGGGCCAGGAGGAGAGAGUACGACCACACAGUAAGACUAAGAAGGUGCGCAAGGAACGGCGCCAUGUUGAACAGGUGGCAGUCUCUCAUGAGCCGUUGCCCCUGUCAGGGGGGGAGUCAAAGACCUCGCCAUCAGACCCGGUGGCGGGGCCCUCGCAAGCGGCAUCUGGUAGCGAGUCUGCGGGUUCUCCCAGGCAACGGCGCUCUAUCAUCCGAGAUCGCGGACCGCUAUACAGCGACCCCUCACUGCCUGUAGGCUGGACCCGCAAGCUUAAGCAGAGGAAGUCUGGACGCUCGGCAGGAAAGUUUGACGUCUACCUUAUCAACUCGGAGGGAAAGGCCUUCCGGUCCAAGGUGGAGCUCAUCGCUUACUUCCAGAAGGUCGGUGACACCACGACUGAUCCCAACGAUUUUGACUUCACUGUGACUGGACGUGGAAGCCCCUCUCGGCGUGAGAAAAAACCUCCGAAGACACCAAAAGUGGUCAAACCAUCUGGGAGAGGCCGUGGACGGCCCAAAGGCAGUGGGAAGAUACGUCAGGCUACGGAAGGUGUGGCCAUGAAGCGUGUGGUGGAGAAAUGUCCUGGAAAACUGUUGGUCAAAAUGCCAUACAACAAGGCGGAGUCCGGCAGUGAGACCACACCCACCACUUCAAAGGUGUCAUGUCCUGCCCUGCCGUCAGUCAAGUCUCGUCCAGGCAGAAAAAGGAAAUCAGAACAGGAUCUUCCUGCUCCCCUUCAGACCACACCAAAAAAACGUGGCAGGAAACCAGCCUCCACUUCAGCAGCAGUGACAGCUCCCAUGGCAUCUUCCUUGUCAGCAUCAACCUCCGGUAUGUCAACUGCAGGGGGCUAUGCCGCUGCCGCCAUUAUGGCUGCUGAGGCCAAGCGCAGAGCUACCAAGGAGUCUUCCAGCAAACCUGUCGUCCAGGAAACAGCCUUGCCAAUCAAAAAACGCAAAACGAGAGAGACAAUUGAGGAGAGGGAGAAAGUUCAGACUCCAGGCUCGAGUACCACACAACCUGGUAGGAUGGCACACUCCGAAGGCGAGGCCGGUUCGAAGGAACCAACACAAACCUCCCAGGUUCACCUUGCCUCUUUGGAGGAGAGCCAAUCCCACUCCCAUAGCCAGCCUUCUGCUUCCCAAGAAAGUCACUCACAUGGACAUAAAACACACAAAGGGAGGAAGCACAAGGAGAAGCGUGGGACAGCAGAAAGUCAAGAGGAGGAACUAAGCAAAGACCUUGAUGAAAAGGGUGGAAAAGGACCAAGGAGUAGCAGCAGUAGCAAAAGCCACAAAAGGAAGGAGCGCUCCCCACACAAACAUCACCAUCAUCAUCACCAUCACCGUCACCAUCAUUGCCACCAACAGAGUUCCCAUUUGGAUCAUCCUCAUCCAAUAUCUGGACCCUCAAACCAGUCCCGACCCAAACCUCAGCUACACACUGACUCCCAGUCCACUGCCCCCAAACCACCUGCCUUGUCACAACCCUCGCCUCAACCCUGCCCCCUCCAGUCCUCGUAUCCUGGUCAGAGUCAUGUCCCGCUUCAAGUUCCAAUUAUUCAGUCCUCCCCCAUCAGGCAUUCCCCUCCUCAGCCACUCCCCAAAACACCAACGUUAGCGCAACACCAAACUCAGCUGGCAGUUCAGCAUGUUCCAUCACUCUCGCAGGUCCAGCCCCCGCAGACGAGGAAUCUUCAUCCACAAGCUCAGUCCCCUGUAACACUUCAACCUCAGACACAAUCCAGACCCUUCUUUGAGAAUCAACUACGUCCUCAACUUCAAAUGCAGACCAGGACCCACCACGCAGCUGAGCUGCAAGUACAGACCAGAACCGGGGCCCAACCCCAUCUACAACACCACUCCAAGAGCCCUGCACAAACAGAAUUCUCGGACAGCCCGCCCACACAAACUCAGCCCCCAACACUGAUAAACCCUCCUUUGCAACAUCAUCUUCACAUUCAAAGUAGACCACAAAUCAGACCCUCGCUCUCCCAGACCAGGCCCCCACAGUCUCGAAUGCCGCUACAUCUUCCGCAGAUUCAACCACAGCUGCCCAGGCCGCAGCUGCAACAACUCCCGCUCCAACAACCGUCUCUGCAUAUGGCCAUAAGUCACAACCUGGUUUAUGCACAGCAGAGUGAGCAGCCGCAAGACUUGAGCACCACAUCCCCAACUCGCAGCCUGGAGGGUGGGCCAAGAACCGAAAUACGAGCUGAAGCCGGACUCGUCUCACAAAGCAGAGAGACAACUGGUUCGAACAGCACUCCUCCCAGUGCUCCCGGGCCUCCUAGCUCAAUGCGCUCCGAUCCUGACGGAAGAGCAGGGACGGACGAUGGUGUCGGUCUUUUGUCUGGGACAGAAAGCAGGGCUCGGUUACAGGUGGGUUCGGAGGGGGCAGGUGAGGGCAGGGAGCUCAGAGACAUGGUCCCCCCAUCUGCUGUUCCCUGUCCCAGCCGAGAGGAAACAGUUGAGACUCGGACUGCUGUUAGCGAAAGAGUCAGCUGAUCAGUGGGCGCUAUAGGAAAGUGGAUUGUGCCCUUGGGGACAGAGGUGGUACCAGUGAGGGCUCUUCCUCCAUCUUUGUGCACUGCUGUUCCACGGAACAACCCUUUCAUUUUUUGACAAUGAAAUGAGCGUUAAGAUAGCACUGACGAUGACUGAGUAGAAGGAUGGAUGGUGUCAUUUUUUAGGAGAACAAAAAGGAAAAUAUAGAUUUAAAGUGUGUGUGUGUGUGUGUGUGUGUGUGUGUGUGUGUGUGUGUGUGUGUGUGUGUGCGCGUGCGCGUGGCUGCUUGUGCGUGGGUGUUUGUACAUAAUCAAAAGGCAGCUGUGUCUUGCUCAUUUGGGUAGGUGAAGGGGGGGACAGUUUGGAACUGAAAACAAACGGCUAAGUACACAUUGCCACCAACAAAAUCUCGCUUCCAGAAUAUAACCUUUUUUUUUUCUAUUUUGAAAUUAGUUUCUUCUCUACAGCUUUAAAGUUCUCUGUAAUUGACUGACGCUCCGUUGAACGUGACCGUAUAUAUCGCUGACUGACACGCCUAAUUCAGUUGAAUGGCUUCUUCAAACACUCCCAAAUUCUUCCAGUGCCCCCAUACGUCUAGCCAAUAGUUCUACAUUUGAUCCAAACACUUAUUUCCAACACAGCGCUGACAAGUCCUGGAAUCUUCCGGAGUGACAUUCAAACUGACUCCCAUAUUUGAUCUCCAUGAGUCGUUCUUCCAUCUUGGUUGUUUUUCAAGAGGAACCAUGUGUUUUGUCAACGUAAACCUACUGAAAGCACAUCUUCUUCACCUUACUUCUGACCACUGUUAGACUCCUCUUUGUCUUGAUUUCUGCGGAACAGCCACUGGAAGACUUGCGAGUAGCGGUCCAUCUUAUAGUUUUGCCAAAUAAGACAAACUCCUGUUGUGGGGAGGCAGCAACACCAAACUACAUUCAACACCAACUACAAUCUCACCAUUCUGAAAGCAUUUGAACGUUUGAAGCGGGACAUCUACUGAUUCUUUAACACACACACAUUGCCGGGUUGGCUUGUAUUUGUGGAGGACAUCAAGCCAAAACGUAGCAGGACUCAGAUGGUAAAAGUGGUCACAGUUUUUUCUGUAAUGUUUUGUCUUCAUAGCGUCUUGUGAGGAUGAACUUGUGACUCCGCUAAUAGCUUUUCGUGUCUGUUUUUGCUGACAUUCUUGUACUUAUAUCCCAUCAGGAUAUACUGCAUUGGAUAUGUUAUUGGUGGCAUGGUGGUGGACUGGUUAGCAUGUCGGCCUCACAGUGCAGAGAUCGUGGGUUUUAAUCUGGUCUUGGGCCUUGCUGUGCGGAGCAUGUUCUCCUAUUGUCUGCGGGGGUUUUGUUUGGGUAGUCCGGUUCCCUCCCACAUUCUAAAAAACAUGCAAACAUACAAGUAUAAUUUUGAGUGUGAAUGGUUGUUUAUGUGUACUUUGCAAUUGUCUGGCAACCAGCUCAGGAUGUACCCCACCUCUCGCCCAAAAAUCAACUGGGAUAGGCUCCACCACACCUAUGACCUUUGUGAGGAUGAACCAGUUCGGAUAAUGGGUGCAUCGGUGUGUUGGCGUUGGCCACAGUACAUGAGAGUUUUAUUUACCAGUACAGGGCAGUACAGAAAGAGUGCCGUACUUGAAAAAAAACGGUUGCCGUUGUCUUCAGUUUUGAUAAAUUUGGAAGAGUUGUCCACCUCUGAAUUGGGAGAAAUUGAGAAGAUUAUGGACAUCUCUGAUAAUUGAUACAUUUGUGGAUACUAUUGCCACACAUGCAAUAGAUUGAUGUGAUAUGACGUUAGACACGUGAUGAAGCUUUCCACAAGUACAUUUUGGGAGGUGUCAAGAUUGGCCACAAGUACAUUUUGGGAGGUGUCAAAAUUGGCCGAUCCCAGAUUUUCCUCAAUUUUUUUCUGUAUGUGGUAGCACAAAUGGAAAGAAAUUGCUUCUUAAUCGCUCAUGAUGUCAAUCAAGCCAAACAAACACAUUCUCAACCUCUCAAUUGGAUCAGAUCCACUCAUGCAGUAUUUGAACAUUUUCAUUGUGUCAUUCUUAUCUCCUGACAGCUAGGAGUUGGCACCAUUUGAAAAGUCCACUACAGUGGGGAAUUUUCUUGCUGGAUUGUGGGUCACCCCGUGAUGACCCAAGCUCACCUCUGCGUUUGUGGCAUUUGGUUGCCGCAAGCCCCUUAGCUGGCCUUUGUCAGACCGUAUGGGACCACAGUAAGCAGCCGCCACAUUGCAUGUUCCGAAGUUCAGUGCCUAUAACCUUGCGCGUCUCGCCGGAAGUCACCAUGUCAGCCAGCAGCCAUGUUGUUCCUAGACUUAGUAGUGAUGUGUGGUGACCUCAUAGCUGAUGAAUAAUAAUACUCUGCUUUCAACUCAAUACACUGUCACUGUAGACUCACUAGUUUUUACCGGGUUAUUAGUUAUUUUUCUUAUUAAAAGCGUUUGUUGUCCCCCUACACUGUCAGUGUCUCAUUCCAAUUGAGAGGAUGGGUGAGCAUUUAGUCAGCGUGUGAAUCCAGUCAUUUCCCUUUGAGAAAAAGUUUUUCAGCAAACAAGUGCUUUCUAAUGGGAAAAAAUCCUCUACCUCACCCCCACAGCGAUCAUGCCUCAAACCCAAACAAACCAAAAUACUUAAAAAAAAAAAAAAGUCCUUGGCGGACUGACCAAGGGAUACCAUCCCCACUGGUUAAGUCUUGAGCGUGUUGUGAGGUAAUGAAGCAGUUUCCAAAAUCUGUGAAAGUCUAGUGCAAACACCUGGGAGGUACAAAAUGGACAACGUCUGUAUUAAUAAUUAACCUUAAGCUUUGUUGUGUACUUGGUAAAGAUAGCGUUAUAACUGUCAGGAGAGGUCUUCCUUCAUGUAACUCCAAAUAAUAUUUAGCAACAAGCAGGCUAAUGUGGGUCACUCACAUAAUGCUCGUUUACUAACAGUAUGCAUUUAAUGUUUAAAUUUACAGGUGAAUUAGGCAAAAUAAACAUUAUUCCAAAGGCAAAGUUUUGUCAAUGUAAAAAGCAUGUGCAAUCAAGUCUACUGACCUGACUGAUGUUUAUUGUGUGAAUUGUAAUUGUCAGUGAUAUUGUAGAGGAAAGACACAAAUUAACUCCAAAAUCUUGAGUAAUGUUGUGUAUUUUCUGAGAUCUGUCUUGGCGCCCACACCUCUCAGAAAAUAUACAACAGUAACAACAUCAACUUGUAGCCCGAAAGGCAGAACUCAACGGCCAGUAUCCAAGCCUGGCAAGCCGCACCAACAAAGAGAGUGGGUCUAGAGACCAAACCAUUCACCGCAGCUAGGCCUCGGUUCAAGUUAAACAGUCCAAUCAAAUGUGUUUGCUUGCUGUGACGUAUUCUUCACGAACACAGUCACGCUUUGGCAGCGAAAGUCCAUCCUCAUUCAAAAUGGUGCGCGGGAGAGACAAUUGUUCACAUCAUUCAACAUUAAAUGAGUUCUAACUAACCAGAAACACAGUCAUUAAAAUCCCAGCAGCUGACAGCACUGGAAGCAUUUGGGUUUUUUUUCAACAGAAAGGUCAUACUUUUUCCCCAACAUCACGUUCAAUCUUCACUGAUUGGUUCAUUCUGCAGUUUGCUCAAGUUUACCCGGCCUCAGAAAUGCGUUUGAUGAGACAAACCAACAGACUCAAUCGCCGGUACAUGCUAAGCCUGAAUUUCCAUGGUAUCAGCAUAAGAAAAAUAUGUUACCCAAAGUUUCAUAACUUCAAUACUGGGGUUAUCUGAUUGGGUAUAUGUGUUCCUGCUUGGUAUUAAAACCGAGUAAAACAUGAGUCAGACAGAAUAUUUGCACCUUCAAAAUCAUCACUUUUCAGCAAACCCAAAAAACGGUUAUGUUUAUUCAACCAGAGGUGAGUAUUUUGUCCCAGUGAGGGAAAUGGGCCGACCGAUGGAUGCCGGUUUUGUGAUCCAAGGACAAGGAACAAGAAAGUUAAUGUCAAAGAUCCUUAUUAACUGGGUUGGCAGUGAAUGAUUGAAAAAAUUGACUGAGGAUGAAGUGGUUCUUCAUAUGUCCGUGUAAUUGCCCUCAUCCAGUACCGACAAGCGUAUCUGCGGGCAACAACUGCAUUGCAUCACGUGACUUAUGCAAUGUGUUGUGCACCAUCUUUACGACUGGUCUGCAACACAUGAUGGGCACACGGCAAAAGUUUUUGGUGCGUGUACAAUGUCGCGCGCAUCAUCUCCCUGCUCCGUUCCACAAGGCUUUAAUCGGCAUGUAUUUGUCAUGGAAUAGAGAAUGCGUACCACGCUGCUGCUGCAAAGUUAGCUAGCUUGAAUGUAGCGGUGUGGUAAGUACAUGUGCCUUGAUUGAUUGUGCAAUACAAUUAAAUGCAUCAUUUAUUCAUCUGGGUCUCUUUGUUCUCACAGGCAUGACUUCUAUUAUUGCCGGUUUGUGACUUGCUCUAAAAGUAGUGAACUGCAAUGGAAUUGGCCAAAAAAUGCAGAGGAAACAACCUUAUUGUGUCCUAGCCUAUACCAGCUGUAGCAAGUGAAAUGAACAGAUUUUCAAAAGAACGCGCAAGUUUUGCAUCAGUGUGAAGGCGAGCCCACAAACACACACACACACACACCUUUCUCAUACUCACAAACUGACUCACACGCACACACAUACCAGUGAUGGUUUGUCGGGGUCUGCAAGGCCUUCUCUGCUGGCCUAAAAAUAUCUGAAUAACAGACUGAUGUUAAUUGUAUUUUGUCCAUGAAUACGUAUUAAUUUAAUACGUAUUCAUGGACAAAAUGUAUUUAAUAAGUAUUAAAUAAGGGCGCUCGGUGGCACACUGGUUAGCCUGUCCACCUCAGUUAGGAGGGUGCCGAUUCGAUUCCACCUCCGACCCUCCCUGUGUGGAGUUUACAUGUUCUCCCCGUGCCCGCGUGGGUUUUCUCAAGGCACUCCGCUUUCCUCCCACACCCUAAAACAGUGCUUCUCAAUUAUUUUCUGUUACGCCCCCCCUUAGCAAGAAGAAAACUAUUCGCGCCCCCCCCUCCCCACCGUGACUAUCCUAACUUGUCUUGUAAGUCGUAAAAUGUUGCACUGUCUCAAACGUCACAGAAGUAACAAUGAGAGCGCCACUGCCCCCUGCUGGGAAGAUGCGCAAUUACACUUUAUUCUAGUACUGCAAAAAAAAGUACCUGCCCCCCCAGGUAUAGCACGGCGCCCCCCAAGGGGGGCGCGCCCCACUAUUUGAGAAGCACUGCCCUAAAACAUCUUUUGGUAGGCCAAUUGAGCACUCCAAAUUGUCCCCAAGUGUGAGUGCGAAUGGUUGUUCGUCUCUGUGUGCCCUGCAAUCGGCUGGCAACCGGUUCAGGGUGUCCCCUGUCUACUGCCCGAUGCCUGCUGGAGAUAGGCUCCAGCACGCCCGCAACACCUGUGGGGACAAGCGGUAUGGAAAAUGGAUGGAUGGAAGUAUUAAAUUAUUCCAAAUGGUCUGUCCACUUCCUUUCAUUGCGAGCCCCCUGGUUGCGCUGCUUCCAGAUGUGUAUUUUCAUAUUUAUGUCACGAUUACGGGAUGGAUAUGGAGCAGGGCGACCAAGUGCAGCUUGGACCAGGGUUUAUUGAAGCAAACUCAAACGAACAGACUCGGUACACUGACAUAACUGACUAACAAAACCAACAACAGGAACCGAACAGAGACGUGAGACAAAAAGGCAGGAACCAAACAAACCUCAUGACAGAAAACUUCAUCAAUGCUCCGACGGGGAGUGACACAGAGACAGGACUUAAUAUACAAGACAGGUAACAAGAGGCAGAUGAGAAUGAUCGCACUGAUCAUGGGCACACAGGAGGGGUGGGGCGAGCACACAGACACACUGACAAACUAUGGACAUGAUCACACAGGAGGGGAGGGGCGAGCACACAGACAUGAUUGGGGAUGUGUCGUGACAGAACAAGGGACGGCUUCCGACGUCCCAAAAACCCAACCGGGGGGGGAUGAAACACACCAGUCCAGACGACCCUACUGGUUUUCAAAAUAGUUUAAACCGCGCACAGCGGCGACUGGGGAAACAACCGCACUCGGCGGGGACUGGGGAAACAACCGCACUCGGCGGGGACUGGGGAAACAACCGCACUCAGCGGCGACUUGGGGCACAGAACCGCACUCGGGCGGCGACUUGGGGCACAGAACCGCACUCGGGCGGCGACUUGGGGCACAGAACCGCACUCGGGCGGCGACUUGGGGCACAGAACCGCACUCGGGCGGCGACUUGGGGCACAGAACCGCACUCGGGCGGCGACUUGGGGCACAGAACCGCACUCGGGCGGCGACUUGGGGCACAGAACCGCACUCGGGCGGCGACUUGGGGCACAGAACCGCACUCAGGCGGCGACUUGGGGCACAGAACCGCACUCGGGCAGCGACUUGGGGCACAGAACCGCACUCGGGCGGCGACUUGGGGCACAGAACCGCACUCGGGCGGCGACUUGGGGCACAGAACUGCACUCGGGUGGCGACUUGGGGCACAGAACCGCACUCGGGCGGCGACUUGGGAGACAGAACUGCACUCUGCGGCGUCCAGGGGCCCAGGGCCACACUCGCGGCACACACUGGGGACCUGAACCGCAAUCAUCAGCAACUUGGGGGACAGAACUGCACGCAGCGGCGGUCAGGGGCCCAGGGCCACAAUCGCGGCACACACUGGGGGCCUGACGCGCAAUCGGCAGCAACUUGGGGAACAGAACCGCACUCGGACGGCAACUUGGGGAACAGAACCGCACUCGGGCGGCAACUUACACAAAACCGUACUCGGGCGGCCACUGACACAAAACCGCACUCGGGCGGCUACUCACACAAAACCGCACUCGGGCGGCUACUCACACAAAACCGCACUCGGGCGGCUACUCACACAAAACCGCACUCGGGCGGCUAAAAAAAGUCCUCGCCGCAAUCAGCGGCACUUGAAAGUCCGGACCGCGAUCAGCGGCAUUCGUACGCCAGAGCUGCACGCAGCAGCAGGAGUCAGUGUUUCAGCAGUGGGAUCAGGGUCUGUGACGAUCGCGGGUCCGGCAUUGUUGGCACAAGGCCCAGCAAUGCCGCGAGUCCGGUGACGCUGGGGUGGAGCCCGUUGGCGGCCGCGAGUCUGAUGGCGCCAGGAGGCACUCCGAUGGCGGCCGUGGGUCCGGUGUCGCGGGAGCGAGGUCCCAGUGACGGCCGUGGAGCCGGCGUCGCUGGAGCGAAGUCCGAUGGCGACAGCGGAGCCGAUCGCGCUGGAACAUGCUCGGACCACGGACGUGGCUCGGGCGUCGCAGACGGACGGGACCUGGUGGUGGAGGAAGGUCCAAGCGCUGGUCGCUGCAGUGGUCGGAGCAUUUUGUCACGAUUACGGGGUGGAUAUGGAGCAGGGCGACCAAGUGCAGCUUGGACCAAGGUUUACUGAAGCAAACUCAAACUAACAGACUCGGUACACUGACAUAACUGACUAACAAAACUAACAACAGGAACCGAACAGAGACGUGAGACAAAAAGACAAGAACCAAACAAACCUCAUGACAGAAAACUUCAUCAAUGCGCCGACAGGGAGUGACACACAGACAGGACUUAAUAUACAAGACACGUAACAAGAGGCAGGUGAGAAUGAUCGCACUGAUCAUGGGCACACAGGAGGGGUGGGGCGAGCACACAGACACACUGACAAACUAUGGACAUGAUCACACAGGAGGGGAGGGGCGAGCACACAGACAUGAUCGGGGAUGAGUCGUGACAAUUUAAGCAUUUAACCAAUUACAUUUCAGCCACUCUUUGUUGCCAGGGUCAAAGAAAUCUGCCUGGAGGCCUGCACAAUCAGUCCUGUGGGCCCUGUGGCAUAAAAUAAAUGUCGAUCAGACUUGCUUCAACCAAUCAGAUUUUGAGUUGGCGACACCAAGGCCUUCUAGCAAAUUUACGGAAACGUCAGCAUAUUCACACGCUUUGAUAGUAUAGUCAAAGUGUACUAGCCAGAGCGAGCAUCUGUAGCGAGCUGCACAAACAAAGAUAUUGUUGUGCUGAUUUAAUAGCUGUUUUGUCAACCUACAAUAGCAAAAGGAGGAGAAGAAAUGGAUUUGGUUGCAGAUUUACUGUCAAAGCCAUUAUCAAGACGGACCUUUCAAGAAAAGCAUGCUUCUGUUGAACGGGCAUUCUCAGCCCUAAAGCAAAUUAAAACAUGCCAGAAAUACGACAGGGCAGGCUCCACUUUCAGCAUUAGCUUCAAUGGUGAUAGAAAAGGACUUCUUGACGGAACUGAAACGCACGGAUAAUCUGCACAACAGAGUCAUUGAAAUCUUCUUGAGGAAAGAAAGGAGGAUGGAUUUUGUUUACAAAUAAUCAGGAUUUUGGGUGAGUAAAAUGUUGCUAUAUUCCUCAAUAAUAUUGCAAUUUUACCAAGUUAUUUUUAUGCUUUUUAUAUGCGGCGGAGCUGUACCUGCAGUAUAGGUUUUAUCGCCAUAUAAUAGUUAUUGAGGGUUGGAUUGAUUCAGGCGGAGCGCUAAUGAAGGCCUAGGCAUGAAAUGCACGGCCCGCCACUGGUACACAUUAAUAUCUCAACAAGAGAUUGGAUUCCGUGUCAUUUCUUGUCAAGUAAUCACACUGUGAAGACCUCGAUAGCUAAUGCAAAAAACUUUACCAUCUUUGAAAUUAGCGCUUUAGGGCACGAGAGACAUGGGCCUGCGGCCACAUUUUCUAAUGUCACGUGGGGGGUGGCUCGUGAAGAUUAAGAGUCGGGUUGUUCCAAGCAUUCUUGUUCAGCUAUUACUCGUGACUCCACGCCAGAUUCGGGUCAAAAGUGUGAAAUUCGAAAAAAAAAGGUUUUAACCUGGGGGAAAAAAAGAUUAGAAUCUGAAAAAACAAGAGGGUAACCUGAAAAAAAAGAGCUGUGAAUCUGAGAAUAUAAAACAUGUAACUAAAGAAAAAAAACUCAAAACCUGAAAAAUAAAUGGUGAAACCUGAAAAUAGUAAACUCUUUUUGCAAGUAUGGGUUUUGUUUUUCAAGUAUAACUUGCAGUUGUGGUUCUAAGGGGUACAUUAAGCAGGCUCUGGUCAAGUGGUCAAAGCCAUUGCCUCCGAUAAGAUGGAACCAUGGGUCGAGGCAGACCUUCCCCACGGGCUGCUCUUUGCCAUCUUUCCGAAGGAACCCGGACGUUAGCAGAUCUGCCGCCCUGUGCUACACCAAAACGUGGCUUGACGAAAACGUGGCUCGACGAAAACAUGGCGUCGAGAUUCCUGGGUUUCGGCUACUACGAGCAGAUCGCAGCACGGAGCUCAUGGAAAAAACAAAGGGAGGUGGUGUAUAUUUUACAUUAAUGAGGGUUGGUGUAUUGAUGUCACAAUGUUGAAAGAGUCUUGCAGCACUCUCCUAGAGACACUUUUCAUAAACUCCUGGCUGUUUUAUUCACCAUGGGAGUUUUUGAUCAUAAUAGCGUCUGUUUACAUUCCACCACGUGCACUCGAAGCCAUGCAGCUGCUGGCUGACCAGAUAACAGACAUGGAGAAAAAACUACCAAACUCACAUCAUUGUUUUGGCUGAUUUUAACAGAACGAACCUCACACACGAGGUGUGUCCCACCAGAGGCACAAAUACACUGGACCACUGCUACUCCAUAAUAAAGGACGCAUAAAUGGAACGUGGAGUCAAAGCCGGACCUCCAAGCCUGCUUUGACUGCACCGAUUGGGGGGGUCUGAAGCUGCAACUUCAGACCUGCAUGAAUAGAAUAGAAUAGAAUGCCCUUUAUUGUCAUUUUACAACUUAAGUUGUACAACGAAAUUCGGAUAGCUGCUCCCUUCCUAGUGCAAACAUACAAAAUUUAAAAAAGUAUAAAAGGAAGUCCGAGAAUAAAAGUGAAAGAUCUUAUUUACACUAUAGCUAUUAGUCUAAGAAUGAAGGUUAAAAAAUUCUUAUUUACAGUGUGUUCAAUGUGGGUAUAUGUAUUAACAUGAAUGAGGUUUGUACAGAAAGUAAAUAAUAAAUAGUAAAUAGUUAUUGCAUGUAGUUUUUAAAGGAGUGUCAGUGUUGUAUUAUAGCUGGUGUUAUUUUCUCUCAGAGUUCAACUCACCGACACCGUGACAUCAUACAUCAGCUUUUGUGAGGACUUGUGUGUGUGUGUGUGUGUGUGUGUGUGUGUGUGUGUGUGUGUGUGUGUGUGUGUGUGUGUGUGUGUGUGUGUGUAGACUAAGA